This is a messenger RNA of Scheffersomyces stipitis CBS 6054, 2221 nucleotides long. RefSeq names its product tryptophan synthase (gene TRP5). The transcript has a single exon. Gene Ontology annotation, molecular function: tryptophan synthase activity. Gene Ontology annotation, biological process: L-tryptophan biosynthetic process. The record is from RefSeq and is a predicted model, not a curated record. Lineage: Eukaryota; Fungi; Ascomycota; Pichiomycetes; Serinales; Debaryomycetaceae. The coding region runs from base 1 to 2103 and encodes 700 amino acids. Gene Ontology annotation, cellular component: cytoplasm.
AUGUCUGCUUUAUUGAAAGAAACUUUUGCUAGGUGUAAAAAAGAGGGACGAAAUGCUUUGGUCAACUUCAUUACUGCUGGUUACCCUACUAUUGAGGACACAGUUCCAAUCUUGAAGAGCAUGCAAGAUGCCGGUGUAGACAUCAUUGAAUUGGGUAUCCCAUUCUCCGACCCAAUUGCUGAUGGUCCAACCAUCCAAGCUGCUAAUAAUGUCGCGUUGGACAACGGAAUCACCGUCCCAAAGUGCUUGGACUUGGUCAAGCAAGCAAGAGAACAAGGUGUCACUGUUCCAAUCAUAUUGAUGGGUUACUACAAUCCAAUCUUAAAGUACGGUGAAAUCAAGUUGAUUGAGGACUCUGCAAGGGUAGGUGCUAACGGUUUCAUUGUCGUCGACUUGCCUCCUGAGGAAGCCAUCAAGUUCAGAUCGUCUUGUGCACGUUAUGGAUUGUCUUAUGUUCCUUUGGUUGCCCCUGCCACUACUGAUGAAAGAUUGAAGGUCUUGGGAGAAAUCGCAGAUUCCUUUAUCUACGUAGUUUCUAAGAUGGGUACCACUGGUGCUUCCAAAUCUGUUUCUUCCGGUAUCACUGAGUUGUGUGCUAGAGUUAGAAAAUUUGCCGGCUCUACCCCAAUUGCCGUAGGUUUCGGUGUGUCUACAAGAGAGCAUUUCUUAACUGUUGGUGAGAGCGCUGAUGGUGUGGUUAUUGGUUCUAGAAUCGUGACCUUAAUUGGUGAAUCUAAGCCAGGUGAAAGAGGUGUGACCGCUUACAAGUAUGUCAAAUCCAUUUUAGGUGAAGGCUUUUCCGUCAAUGCGCCAACUUCUUUCUCUCGGGCUGUAGUUAUAGAUGGAACUGAAACUAAGCCAGUUCUUGAAGAGGACCACAAGUUCAACCCAAAAUUUGGUGAAUUUGGUGGUCAAUAUGUUCCUGAAGCAUUGCACACUUGUUUGGCUGAAUUGGAGAAAGGAUUUGAAAGCGCAGUUGCUGAUCCCGAGUUCUGGAAGGAAUUCAAGGACUUGUACUCUUACAUUGGAAGACCAUCUUCUUUGCAUAGGGCCGAAAGAUUGACUGAAUAUGCCGGAGGCGCUCAGAUCUGGUUGAAGAGAGAAGAUUUGAACCAUACUGGUUCUCACAAGAUCAACAAUGCCUUGGCUCAAGUGUUAAUUGCUAAGAGAUUAGGUAAGAAGAAGAUUAUUGCUGAGACUGGUGCUGGUCAGCAUGGUGUUGCUACUGCUACUGCAUGUGCUAAGUUUGGAUUGGAAUGUACCGUUUUCAUGGGAGCCGAAGAUGUAAGACGUCAAGCCUUGAAUGUGUUCAGAAUGAGAAUCUUGGGUGCAAAGGUUGUUGCUGUCACUAAUGGUACCCAAACAUUGAGAGAUGCGACUUCUGAAGCCUUCAGAUUCUGGGUAUCAAACUUAGAGUCAACGCACUAUGUUGUCGGUUCAGCAAUUGGACCACAUCCAUACCCAACCUUGGUUAGAACCUUCCAAAGUGUUAUUGGUCAAGAAACCAAAGAGCAGUUUAAGACUUUAAACGGCGGUAAGUUACCAAACGCCGUUGUUGCUUGUGUCGGCGGUGGUUCGAACUCCACUGGUAUGUUCUCUCCUUUUGAACACGAUACUGAAGUCAAAAUGUUAGGUGUCGAAGCUGGUGGUGACGGCUUAGACACUGAUCGCCAUUCUGCAACUUUGACGGCAGGUAUUCCAGGUGUGUUCCAUGGUGUCAAAACUUACGUUCUUCAGGACAGUGAUGGACAGGUUCAUGACACUCAUUCAGUUUCUGCGGGUUUAGACUAUCCUGGCGUAGGUCCAGAAUUGGCAUUUUGGAAGAGCACUGGUCGUGCUGACUUCGUUGCUGCUACAGAUGCUCAGGCAUUGAUCGGAUUUAAAUUAUUGUCCCAAUUGGAGGGUAUAAUUCCAGCUUUGGAGUCUUCUCACGCUAUUUAUGGUGGUGUUGAGUUGGCUAAGACUAUGCCAAAGGAUCAACACAUUGUUAUCAAUGUUUCAGGACGUGGUGACAAGGAUGUGCAAAGUGUUGCCGAAGUUUUACCGAAGUUAGGCGAGCAGAUUGGCUGGGACUUGAGAUUCGAAGCCGAUCCUACGAAGUAAGUUUAGUUAAUACUAAGAAAUUCUAUAUUUUUUAUAACCUCUAAUAACAAUGCUUGGAUGAUUUUACAAUUCUUCAGCCAUGUUCAUGAUUAACAAGAUUGUUGAUGUCCAACCCAAG